Centropristis striata (black sea bass) is the source of this 1476-nucleotide messenger RNA. Its product is annotated as arrestin domain-containing protein 3-like. Gene Ontology annotation, biological process: protein transport. Gene Ontology annotation, cellular component: cytoplasm; plasma membrane. The transcript is spliced from 6 exons. The coding region runs from base 1 to 987 and encodes 328 amino acids. NCBI's taxonomy places the organism in Eukaryota, Metazoa, Chordata, Actinopteri, Perciformes, Serranidae. The record is from RefSeq and is a predicted model, not a curated record.
AUGUCUCCGAUAAAGGACUUAUUGUUGGCUUAUGAAGCUCUCAACGAAGAAGGCACCUUUUCUGCAGGAGAUACCCUCGCAGGCACAGUCACUUUCACUUUGACAAAAGAAUCCGAAGUGAAGGGUUUGAUGGUUAAAGCCAAAGGGGACGCGGACGUAAGAUGGUCUGAGGGCAGUGGAGAUAGCCGGAAAACGCGCCAUGAUCACAAGAGGUACUUCAAACUAAAAGAAUUCCUAAUUGAGGAAAAUGGCCUUCUACUUCCUGUAGGAGUCCAUAUCUUUCGCUUCACACUUCAGAUCCCACUGGUGGACAUGCCAUCAUCCUUCAAAGGGGCUCAUGGAAAGAUUGUCUACACACUUGAAGCUAAGAUGUCCAGGAGCUGGCGGUGGCCUAUUAAAGAGAAAAUAGAGCUAAACUUUGUUUCAAAGUCCUUUCCAAACCUUGACCAAGUAAUGGGUUCCCAGUCUGGUACAGUGGAUAAAAAGAUGGGGGUGUUUUCCAAAGGAGAGGUCCAAAUGACCGCUAAUGUAAACACAAAGGUUUGCUCUCCAGGUGACACUCUAUCUGUUGUUGCCAUAAUCCACAACUCCUCUUCCAAAACGAUGAGGCCCAAAUUCAGUCUUCAUGAGAAAACUGUGUACCGCGCCGGUAGCUCAACUAAAGUCAUUGAGAAACUGCUGUGCAAAAUGGUUGGGGAGAAUAUUGCACAGAACUCAGAGGAAACUGUCUCCUGCCAAUUGGAGAUGCCCGCUGAUGCCAUCCACACUCUCCACAAUUGUGAAAUCAUCUCAGUUGAACAUUACCUCAAGGUGUAUCUGGACAUCAGUUUUGCCUAUGACCCAGAGGUGGUGUUUCCACUGGUCAUCGUUCCUUCUGGCUUUGUUCCUCUUCAGCCUGGUGAGGCUGUGGGGCCUUACCCAGGUGGGGCCUUUGGGGCCCCAAAUUACAGCGACUUCCCUCCCCCUGCUUUUGCUACCGGACCUUAACAUAAGACAGUUAAUACCUUAUAUAACUCUUACCAACUUGUAAACAAUAUCUUAAAUAAGAAGAUAUGCAUUGCAUGUGGCUGUAAUAAUCAGUGAAUAAUCAGUGCGGUAUUGCUGCUAUAGUAUUUAAAAUGAGUUAUUGUUUACAUAUGUGAAACUGUAUUCUGUAUUUGUACUGUUUACAUUUUUAUGCAUUGCUAUAUGUGGAGAAAUAUUUUAUAUGUGUACUGUUGUGUUCUAAUGUAGUACCAAAAUGAGUGUGCCACCCUACUCACUUCAUUGUAGGAUGGAAAAUUGUUAGUUGGAGUUUAGUAAAAACAUACUUUUCAUACAGAUGUAUUCAUGACAAUGCCCUUGACCUUAAACAGCUUUCUUUUUUUAUGUAGCCUCAGCUUGAAUCUGACCAAGGUUUAAACUAAAGGAUAUGAUUUUCAGUGGUCCUCUAUUGUUCACAGAGAGCAACUUACUGUAAGAGAUGCAGGCAAAAAG